This is a messenger RNA of Trichomonas vaginalis G3, 1857 nucleotides long. RefSeq names its product ankyrin repeat and SOCS box-containing protein 4 family. The transcript has a single exon. The record is from RefSeq and is a predicted model, not a curated record. Bases 1 to 1857 code for a protein of 618 amino acids. NCBI's taxonomy places the organism in Eukaryota, Parabasalia, Trichomonadida, Trichomonadidae. Gene Ontology annotation, molecular function: protein binding.
AUGUCUGAACAAGACGUUAACUCAACUAAAUACAGCGAGGUCCGAAGUAUAUUUAAAUACGACAUCGACAUAUAUAAUGCGUUGUAUCAGCUGAAAACGGAAAAUGAAGACGAUUUAAACUCAAUUUACAAACUGAUCAAAACAGAAUUGAUCGAUUCAAAGAAAUACCCACCAGUAAAGGUUAUGAAAGACAUUUUAGAUAUCAUUAAGUAUAACAAUCGUUAUACAAAGUCAUAUUUAACUCUUGCCAAACUUAUAUCUGAUGAUUACCAUGUCACAGAGGUCAAUAAUCUUGAACAUAUUUCAAACUUGCUGUUUUAUAAAGAAUAUGGAAUUAAAUUAGAUAAGUUUCGUGAUUUCGGAGAAUUUAAUUUAAAAAAUUUAUCCAUUCAUACAGAAAAUACGAUUUACAAAGCAAUUAUGAACAAUGACAUAAAAGCAUUCAUCCAAUUCACUGAAAGAGAAGGUUUUAAUAAAGAUCAAAGAGUUCUAAGUCAUUUAUAUCCACUCGAACGCAAAAUAUAUCCAUUUUAUUAUAUUACUGGAUUUUCAUUACUUGAAUUAUGUUGUUACCAUGGAGCAGUUGAUUGUUUUAAGUUAUUAAGAACGAAAUUACAAUCUGAAAUAACUCAAAUAUGUCUAAAAUUUUCAUUUUUAGGAAGAAAUCAAGAGAUCAUGAGUGAAUGUUUGAAAUACCAGAAACCAGAUUAUGAAUGCAUGGAAUAUGCAAUUAUUUCGCACAACAUCGAUUUUGUUACAUUCUUAAUGAAUGAACACCAAUUAGAGAUCAAUUUAGAUUAUUGUAUUAAAUAUAAUAAUCUUGAAUCAUUUUUAGUAUAUUUCGAUCAAACUAAUGAUAUUUACCAUUGCUUUAUUAAAUCAGUUAUAUUUAAUAUUCCAACUAUUUGUGAGUAUUUCCUAUCAAAUGGUGCAAGUAUCAAUGCAAAAAAUAUUGCUGGAGAAACCGCUCUUCAUAUUGCAGCAAAAAAUAAUAGUAAAGAAACAGUUGAAUUUCUUAUUUCACAUGGUAUAAAUAUUGAUGAAAAAGAUUAUGAUGAUGGAAAGGCCGCUCUUCAUCAUGCAGCAGGAAAAAAUCAUAAAGAAACAGCAGAAGUUCUUAUUUCACAUGGUAUUAAUAUCAAUGAAAAAGAUGAAUAUGGACAAACUGCUCUUCAUCAUGCAGCAAAAAAUAAUCAUAAAUUAACCGCUGAACUUCUUAUUUCACAUGGUAUAAAUAUCAAUGAUAAAAAUAUAUAUGGAAAAACCGCUCUUCACGGUGCAGUACAUAAUAAUAGUGAAGAAAUGGCCCAACUUCUUAUUUCACAUGGUAUAAAUAUCAAUGAUAAAAAUAUAUAUGGAAAAACCGCUCUUCACGGUGCAGUACAUAAUAAUAGUGAAGAAAUGGCCCAACUUCUUAUUUCACAUGGUAUAAAUAUCAACGAAAAAGAUAAAAACGGAGAAACUGCUCUUCAUUAUGCCGCAGAAAAUAAUAAUAAAGAAAUAGCCGAGUUUCUUAUUUCACAUGGUAUAAAUAUCAAUGAAAAAAAUAACGUUGGAGAAACUGCUCUUCAUUAUGCAACAAAUUAUAAUAGUAAAAAAGCUGCCGAAGUUCUUAUUUCACAUGGUAUACAUAUCAAUGAAAAAGAUGAAUAUGGACAAACUGCUCUUCAUAUUGCAGCAAAUAAUGAUAGUGAAGAAAUUGCCAAACUUCUUAUUUCACAUGGUGCAAAUAUCAAUGAUAAAGAUCAAGAUGGACGAACUGCUCUUCAUAUUGCAGCAAAUAAUGAUAGUGAAGAAAUCGCCAAACUUCUUAUUUCACAUGGUGCCCUAAAAUUGAAUGUAAAAAAUAUUUUUUGA